Messenger RNA from Medicago truncatula (barrel medic), 1799 nucleotides. RefSeq names its product deoxynucleoside triphosphate triphosphohydrolase SAMHD1 homolog. Gene Ontology annotation, cellular component: nucleus. Gene Ontology annotation, molecular function: dGTPase activity. The record is from RefSeq and is a predicted model, not a curated record. Lineage: Eukaryota; Viridiplantae; Streptophyta; Magnoliopsida; Fabales; Fabaceae. The coding region runs from base 105 to 1514 and encodes 469 amino acids. Gene Ontology annotation, biological process: dGTP catabolic process. The transcript is spliced from 19 exons.
UUAUUCUUACAACUAGAAUAAGAAGAAGAAGAAGAAGAAAGACAGAAACAGAAUCUACAGAUUGAGUGAACAUUCAGUUCUCUCAACAAGCAACAGCAAUAGCAAUGGGCGCUUAUCACAACGACGCCGUUUCAUUGCCUCCUCGUUACGACGUCGUUUCUUCUCGUGACAAACACGUUCAUGAUAACGUUCAUGGCAACAUCUUCAUCGAUUCUCUGAGUUUGAAGUUCAUUGACACUGAACAGUUUCAAAGGCUUCGUGAGCUGAAACAACUUGGUUUCACACAUUUGGUGUAUCCAGGCGCUGUCCAUUCCAGAUUUGAGCAUUCUCUUGGAGUGUAUUGGAUCGCUGGUCAAUCUGUUGAAAAGCUCAACAGUUACCAAGGCAUGGAGCUUGGUAUUGAUAAAUUUGAUAUUCAAUCAGUGAAACUUGCUGGACUUCUGCAUGAUGUUGGACACGGGCCAUUCAGUCACUUGUUUGAACGCGAGUUUCUUCCCCGAGUUAUCAGCGGUUCUCAUUGGUCACAUGAACAAAUGUCGGUCAAAAUGGUUGAUUAUAUAGUUGGGGAACACCAUAUUGAUAUUGACCCUCACAUGUUAAAAAGAGUCAAGGAAAUGAUAUUGGCGAGCUCCGAAUUUUCUCUUCCUAGGAGCUCAAGUGAGAAAGGAUUCUUGUAUGAUAUUGUUGCAAAUGGACGAAAUGGAAUCGAUGUUGACAAAUUUGAUUAUAUUGCUCGUGACUGUCGAGCUUGUGGUCUGGGGUGCAACUUUGAAUUUCAGAGGAUAAUGGAGACUAUGCGGGUCUUGGAUGACGAGAUUUGUUAUCGUGCAAAAGACUAUCUUACCAUCCACAAGUUGUUUGCCACUCGUGCCGAUCUGUAUAGAACAGUUUAUACGCAUCCAAAAGUAAAGGCAAUGGAACUUAUGGUUGUUGACGCACUUGUGCAAGCAAAUGAUUAUUUGCAGAUUUCUUCUAGCAUUCAAGAUCCUGGUGAAUACUGGAAGCUGGAUGACUCAAUAAUUAAAACCAUUGAGACUUCUCCCUUGCCAGAACUGAAGGAAGCUAGAGAGUUGAUCCUGCGUAUUCGAAGGCGGGAUCUCUAUCAGUUUUGUAACGAGUAUGCUGUUCCAAAGGAUAUAAUGGACAAUUUUAAGAAAGUCACUCCUCAGGAUAUCGUUUGUUCCCAGAAAAAUGGUGGAGUUAUGUUGAAAGAGGAAGAUGUAGCUGUUUGUAAUGUCAAAAUCGAUUUGACUCGUGGAAAGCAUAAUCCUCUGGAAAGCAUUCACUUUUUCAAGGAUUAUGAAAGUGAUGAGAAAUUUACAAUUCCUGACGAGCGCAUAAGCCACUUGUUGCCUGCAUCUUUUCAAGAUAUGAUAGUAAGGGUGUACUCAAAAAAGCCAGAACUGGUGGAAAAAAUUUCAGAGGCUUUUGAAAAUUAUCAGCUAAAAACAUAUGGAAUCAAAGCACAGGUACAUUCAACACCAGAUAAGAAGAAACGCCGUUACAAUUCAUGAAUAUGAAAGCCGACUCUUAAUUAUGUAUAUGAAAACUGUCGCUUUUACCGCUACAGCUACUUUUUUGGCCUUCUUCAUUUCCUUAUUAUAGUAUAGAAGAAGUCAUCAUAUUUUCCACAAUGGAAAUAUAGUUUUGGAUCAAUAGCAGCAACUGUACUUGUUAUUUCCACACCAAAAACAAAUGCUACACUAUAUUGAAGCUGUAAUUGAGCAUACCAUAUCAAUGAAUCUAUUACUUGUAUAGCAAUUGAUUUUUUUUCUUCCAAUGGUUAGCUUUAUUUGUCA